Acaulospora colombiana is the source of this 136-nucleotide messenger RNA. The record is from the annotation of a GenBank genome assembly. Lineage: Eukaryota; Fungi; Glomeromycota; Glomeromycetes; Diversisporales; Acaulosporaceae.
GAGUGGGAGACCAAGAAAGUUCACAAAGAGAGAGGAGCAAAGGAUGGUCAGAAAAAUAGCAAAAAACAAAUGUUCUACUGUCGUAGACAUCCAGAAAGACCUCAAGGAAGAAGACAAAGAAGUCUCUGUCCAAACA